AUGGGGACGCUUUCGCUUCUCUUUGGGGCCAGCCUCGUCUACUGGGCCUACUUUUACGUGUCACGCCUACGGCACAGCAUCUCGGAGGCCAAGCGAAGUGGCUUCAACUACGUCGUCGUUCCUUGCAACCCGCUCGCGCAGCACUGGCGCGUGCUGUUCCCCCUAUGGUCUCGCCUCGUCAGGCUUCUCCCCGAGAGCUGGUGGGAGGAAUGGCUCGAAAUCAUGACUCCCGACAACAUCUACUGGUCAGGCUGGAAGCUGUUUGAGCGCCACGGCGAGGCCUUCCUCGUCGUGUCCCCCCGCUCGCGCCUCCUGUACGUGGCCAACGCCGAGAUGAUCACGCACAUUGUCACGAAAAAGGAGCAGUUCCCCAAGUGGGCGGCGCGCUACAGCAUCCUGCGCCAGUUUGGCGAAAACGUCAUCACCACCGAGGGCCAGGCGUGGCGGCUGCACCGCAAGGUCACGUCCGCGUCGUUUAGCGAGCGCAACGCCGCCCUCGUCUUCCGCGAGGCCAUUGUCCAGACGCAGGGCAUGCUCCGCGGCUGGAUCGGCCCGUCCGAGACCAGCAGCGAGGUCCUGCGCACCGUCGAGCGCGAUGCCUUGCGCAUGGCGCUUCACAUCAUUGGUUACGUGGGCUUCGGGCUGCGGCUGCUCUGGCCUGGGCAGACGGUGCCGGCGAACAUGGACCCCAAGCAGGUCAAGUACGCGUCGCUGCAAGCGCCUGAAGGGCACAACAUGAGCUUCGUCGACACCAUGUUGAGCGUCAUGCACAACAUGCUGUUGCUGCUGCUGACGCCAAAGUGGAUUCUCAAGGCCUGGCCUUCCGAACGGACCAAGGAGGCUGCCAUCGCAUACGACGACUACACCAAGUACAUGGAAGAGCUGAUGGACGACAAGAUAGACGAAGCGCGGCGCGGCACCCAGCCUGAGGGCAUGGACCUCAUGGGCUCUCUUGUGCGGUGCGCUUAUGAAGCCGACGCCGCCAAGAGGAGCAACGACAGCGGCAACAAGGCGACGAACCUCCCGGUUCUGAGCCGGCAAGAGAUUAUUGGCAACGCCUUCAUCAUGUUCGCGGCGGGGCAUGAGACGUCUGGCGGAAGCAUGCACUUCCUGAUGGUGCAGCUGGCGACGAACCCGUCGGUGCAGCGCAAGCUUCAGAGGGACAUUGACGAGCUGUUCGGCGACUCGGACCCCAGCACCUGGGACUUUGACUCCAAGAUAAACGGCAUGACGGCGAGCAUGAUCGGGGCGUGCAUGUACGAGACGCUGCGCAUCCUGCCCCCGGCCGUCGAGCUCCCCAAGGAGGUGUCCCGGCUGGCGGACCAGCCCAUCACCAUGGACGGGCGCGAGUACGUGCUCCCCAAGGGCACGGGCAUCGCCAUCGUCAGCUCGGGCGUGCACCUGAACCCGCGGUACUGGCCGCACGGGGAGAGCAAGAUCCGGCGCGACUGCAACGACCUGCGCGACUUCCAGCCGGAGCGGUGGUUCCAGAAGUCGGGGCUCGGGGCGAGCGGCGUCGAGGACAUGGCGGGCGCCGACGCGGAGCAGUACGGCGGCUACGCGGGACCCGACACCAACGCGCAGCUGUUCCGGCCGGUCCGGGGCGCGUACGUGCCCUUCAGCGACGGGUCGCGGUCGUGCCUGGGGCGGCGGACGGCCCAGGCCGAGAUCACGGCCAUGCUGGCGGUCAUCUUCCGCGAGUACAGCAUGGAGCUGGCCGUCGACGAGUGGGCCAGCGAGGACGAGGUGCGGGCCAUGAGCCGCGACGAGCUGGCGAGCCUGUACCGGCGGGCGCAGGACAAGAGCCGCUGGACCGUGAUGCAGGCGUACAGCGUGAUUACGCUCACCUUGCACGGCGAGCACCACGUGCCGCUGAGGCUGGUGAGGAGGGGCAACGAGCGCUUCGUCGACUGGGUGGACGAGUGA
Molecule: messenger RNA, 1926 nt
Organism: Purpureocillium lilacinum
Lineage: Eukaryota; Fungi; Ascomycota; Sordariomycetes; Hypocreales; Ophiocordycipitaceae
Molecular function (GO): oxidoreductase activity, acting on paired donors, with incorporation or reduction of molecular oxygen; heme binding; iron ion binding
Source: RefSeq, a predicted model, not a curated record